AUGACCACUACACACCUUCCCGUCCUAACGCUGGACUCCUACGAUAAUCCCCCACCGAUAGUAUUAAUGCCUCCCUCCGACGGUUCUUCUGUCACCACCGGCGCUAGCGCCGCCGUUAGCAUCGCCAACCCCAAAACCUCCUCGCCCCUGACCCUCCACCCCCCCUCGGAAGCCGAGAUUAGACUAUUACGGCUGAAGAACCGCUCACCCAAGGCGCCAGCCCAUGCUCACCCGAUCCCGUCAAUGCAAAAUGCCUUCAACGAAUCCUUGGUCGAGGCGACGAGAGGUCCAGCUGAUAAGCCCAAGCUUCGCCAGUACGAUGCAAAAACUCGCCGAGAGCGCCUCAUUGCCCAAGAGAAGAACGAAGAGCCGCAUUGUUUGCGGUGGCGGUACCGACCCGGUCAGACACAGCAUGAGCUACGUAAGCUCAUGUCUCAGAUAUCAUUCGGCAUGAACUUGCUUUUGAACGGAAAGGCGAAUAGCGAUGACCAGGUUGUGUCCAUUAUUCAAGGACACAUCGACGAGAUUGACGAGUUCCUCGAAGUCGCGCUCGAGGAUUUCCAACAAGCUGCCACCGACCUCUCUGGACGCAUAAAAUACCUACGGUUGCCCCUUGACCAUCUCGAGGUUUUCGAGAAGCUACUCGAGGAUCGUAAUUAUCGCGCCGAACUAAUCCAAAACAACGAGGUCAUUGAACAUAUUCUCAAUCGGACCGCGUCCAUGGCCGACCAGUAUGAGAACGACUUUGCCGAAGGUCUCCGCUCUACCCAGGAUUUCAUCGCGUAUCUCUCCGAACAACGUAAUAGCCCGAGGCGAAGCCAAUACCCCGACAUUGACGACAUUUACAACGCGAUGAACGGUAACACGGACGGGUGGCAGAGGGCCUUUAAAGAUCUGCAGCACCGAGCAAGCAAACUGGACGAGUUGUCCACUGAACUUUCAACCAUGGUUGCUGAGAUGCAGAAAAAGGCUGGUGAGGUUAGCCGCAGGACAUGGAUCAACAUCGAGCCAUUUAGCCUCCCUCAAGUUAGCAGCGUUCGAUUGAGCCAGCAGACAUCGCCUGCGUCUAGCCCCCCCCCCUCCGUUAUGUCUAACAGAAGUCCAGCAUCUUCGAACAGCGUGGGCGAAUCGAUCACGGCCGCUCACGCGCCCAUGAACUCGAUCCAGUUUAAUAGGCUGACCAUCACGGCUCAGCUCGGCCCAGCGUUGGAAAAUCCAUUCGAUGAUUUGAAGUAUAAUACUCGACGCCAAGAUGACGCAAUCUCUGAAGAGUCAUCGACUCAUGAAGAGGUUGUCACGACUGCCGCCGACGACUACGUAUAUCACGAAGUUAAUGACGACGCAAAGGAUCAGACCAUUGGUGAUACGGAUGGGGGCGAAGGCCAGGACAGAGAAGAGCCUAAUGACGGUCCUAGGGAAGGCGAUAACGAGGAUGAUACCUAUGGCUCCCUGUACAUCCUGCAGCCUCGCACUUAUACGCCGAGACUUCCCGCGCCGCUUCCUUCUCCUGCAGUCAAGGAGUACACGCCAGCAGAAACCGUGGAGCCUUUAUCUCCCAACUCCCCCAAUUUGCGAGACUCAUUCUCACCCAGGACGACCAUCAGGGGGUCCGUCGAACAGCAGCCUGCCUCCACUCCAGGUCUGCCUAAGCGAUCGUCCUUACGUCAGAGAGUUUCGCUCAAGGCAAAUCCACCCGAGUCAAUCAAGAUCCCUCCGCCCCACGUUAUGAGGUCAACGCCACAACUCCGAGAAUCAAUUCGAGACCAACCAACCCAGCCACCCCUCCCACCACCAGACUCUGCGUAUGGAUCGGACAUCGACCUGCGGAACCGAGCAAGCGCCGCGAUUCCCGAGCCCUCUCCCCCCAUUUUCACCCACACCAUGCCAUCACCGUUAUCUGACCGGCAGAUCUAUCACCCAGUUCAGGCCAGUCCCCACUCGCCGUUGCAGCAACGGCCGCAUACGUCAUACAAUGCCUUUCCCGCGAGGCAGGGCACCAAUUCCGGAUACUAUCCUAGCCACACGCGGAACGUGCCUUCACGGGCUGGCGGUGCUAGCAUGUUGAGUAAAGUUACGACACUUACAUAUGACUCGAGCACUACCCAGGGCGGCAAGGGCGAGAAGCGUCUCAAGAAGAAGAAGAGCGCCUUUGGCUGGCUAAAGAAGGCUUUCUCGCUCAGCGAGGAGGAAAAAGCGGCGUUCGAAGCUCGAAGGGCGGCACAGGAUCGCAACCUCUACUACGAAAAUCGCAGCAACAAGUUCCUCGACGGCCGGAGGGUCCGCCAACCAGGUCAGCCUGAUCACCGAAGCCCGUCGAACUCGACAUAUCAAGCCUCGACCUACCAGGCAUCGGUGUACCCGCAGUCGCAAUACCAGAAUUCUAAUUACCCAAAUUCCGCGUACCAACAUUCAAUGUAUCACGAGUCGACGGGAUACCCGAGCCCGACCGGCUAUCACUGA
Molecule: messenger RNA, 2460 nt
Organism: Scedosporium apiospermum
Lineage: Eukaryota; Fungi; Ascomycota; Sordariomycetes; Microascales; Microascaceae
Exons: 2
Coding region: 1-2460 (819 amino acids)
Source: RefSeq, a predicted model, not a curated record